GAUGUGCCGGCUGGAGGACGCGUAGACUGAGCGAUCGGACGCGGAACUGUUUUGUUUCUGUCAGUGCUCUGGAGCAGAUUUCUGUCAUUUUGAAGCCCAUUCGUGCUCAUUUGGAUUUAAUUCUUCAAAGUGCUGCCGUGUUGGGAUUCCUAAGACUUUCAGGAAGGAGAAUAAUCCGUGAACACGUUUUGCAGACGGCGUGCGUAACAGACGGAGUCUGGUUGAGCAGUUAUUUGAAUGACAAUAGUUUGAGGAAACAGCGCUAUUAUUUGUUUAAAGGAUUAUUACUGAGACACAGAGGGGAGGUGAAAUUGAUGCUGGAAGGACAUUUUGGAUUUGUGAAGUGAAUCUGAAGUGUUUAAAUUCGUAAAUAUUGACAGGUGUUGCAGCCAUCUAACCGUGCCAGGAUACGCGUUUAAUUCACUUAAAGCUGUAUUUAUGGAAUAAAACAAGACGGAUUAUUCAGUAUGGGAUAUUACCAAGCCUUGGGUAUGUAAUCCAGUUUUCUCUACUUUAUCAGCACCCAGCGAAAGUGCACGUUUAAUGAAGAACCUUAUGAUGCGCCUGAAAGGUUGAAUGGGAGAGUAACCAUCACUUCAGCGUCUUUUCUCCGAGUUGUAGCCGACAAGGCAACAGCCAAAAUGACCAGCAACGGACCUGUCAUCGUCUACGAGUGGCUGAAGACCCUCCAGCUCGCCCAGUAUGUCGAGUCCUUCGUGGAUAACGGGUACGACGAUCUGGAGGUUUGCAAACAGAUCGGAGACCCGGACCUGGAUGCCAUCGGCGUGUACAUCCCUCACCACCGGCAAAGGAUCCACGACGCGGUCAGGAGGCUGAAAGAGGAAGCCCAGGAGACGGCCAGUGGACUUUACUUCACACUGGAGCCCAUGCCACCCGCAGCCGAAAUUUACACCAGCCACAUGGUGGACCAGUACGAGUCCAGACUGCGGGGAUCCAAGUCCUGGACCGAGCACAACAGUGACCGCGUGGGGCGUAAUGGUGGGUACAUGGGCGCGCAGAGGAACCUGACGCUUGGCAACAGGAGGGAGCUGGUGGUUUACCCCAAGCUGAAGCUGAAGAUCAUGAUCAGGGAUAAGCUCAUCAGAGAUGGCAUCAACCUGGCCAAGCCGCCAUACUCUAAUAAGGAUGGUUCUCUGGGAAACAUAGAUGACCUUGCCCAAGAGUACUCGGAGUACUACAACACCUGCUUCAGCGACGUCAGCGACCGCAUGGAGGAGCUACGCAAGAGACGAGUCUCCCAAGAACUUGACAUGGAGAAACAGGACCCAAGCAGCACAUCCCUGCAGCUCCGCACAGAAAUCCAGGAGUCUUUAGGCUUCAGCAGUGAGGUGUCAACUCCAGAAACAGACAGAAAAAUGCCCCUGCACAAAUCCAGCUCUGAGGAUGGAUCUGGAGGUAAAUGGGACAACAAGAAGAAAAACAAAUCCUUUUGGCAGAACUUCCGGAAGUCUCAGCACAAACCAGUCAUGCGGCAGACAUCCAAAGGAGAAGACAUUGGCUAUGUGGCCAGUGAGAUCACCAUGAGCGACGAAGAGCGAAUCCAGCUAAUGAUGAUGGUGAAAGAAAAGAUGAUCACUGUUGAAGAAGCUCUCGCUCGGCUGAAGGAGUAUGAGCGCAGCAGACAGUCCAGCAGUACUGAAACUGCAGAGUGGACUGAAGGAACUGCGGCCAAUCUAAACCAGUCCUCAAACUGCAACUCGCGUGAGCAGUCAGACGAUGAGCAAUCGGAGGACUCUGUGAAGUUCAAACGGCUUCACAAGCUAGUUAACUCGACACGCCGGGUCAGGAAAAAACUCAUUAAGGUGGAGGAGGGCAAGAAACAUGGCUCUGAAGAUUUUCUGAAUUUGGAGUCGACCCCCACCUGUGAGGACAACACAGCUCUGUACACAGGAGUCCUAAAGAAGCCCCCACUGCCCCAGGAGAUCUCCCUGCCCUCCCUCACCCAGGACCAACUCUCUCUGGAUGGAGACACAGACAGUCUAACCAACUCCCCUUCUUCCAGCAGCUUGGACACCUGGUCUGGACACAAGCUGGUCAAAACCUUCAGUAAGUCCUCCAGCACCCACGGCCUCAUCCGACCCCCUAAAAGAACCCCGAUCAGCUCAGGGGGUUUGGGAGGCUCCAUCUCCGGUGUGGGAGGAAGUGGCUCUUCCUUCUCUGAGCUGGAUGGCUGUGGAUUGGAUGACGAGGGAAAGCUGUCACGCUCCACGACGGACGGCGAGAUGCGGAAGGCCCUGAGCUCCAUCUCCCAUGGGAGAACAUGCAGCUUUGGGGGCUUUGACCUGUCCAACCGCUCGCUCCAUGUGGUCAACACAGGCUCAGAGGGCAACAAUAAAGAUCAGGAGGCCAUAUACAGAGAAGUGGUCAAAUCCCCCACCACUUCUCGGAUCUCGCUGGGGAAGAAGGUCAAGUCAGUGAAGGAAACGAUGAGGAAACGCAUGUCGAAGAAGUACAGCAGCUCCUUAUCUGAGCAGUCGAGUCCAGAUGGGACCCCUGGCUCCCCUCAGUCCCCACAGCCUGACACAGACUCUCUGGAGAAGCCGAAGCUGAAGGCCGGAGGAUCGGUGGAAAGUCUGCGGAGUUCACUCAGCGGUCAGAGUUCCAUGAGUGGUCAAACAGUGAGCACCACAGACUCAUCAGCCAGUAACAGAGAAAGUGUGAAGUCAGAGGAUGGCGAUGAUGAAGAGCCACCUUACAGAGGACCAUUCUGUGGCCGUGCCAGAGUCCAUACAGACUUCACACCCAGCCCGUAUGACACAGACUCACUCAAACUAAAGCGUGGGGAUGUGAUUGACAUCAUCAGUAAGCCGCCCAUGGGAACGUGGAUGGGCCUCCUGAACAACAAAGUGGGCACCUUUAAGUUCAUCUACGUGGAUGUGCUGAGUGAGGAAGAGGAGAAGCCCAAACGGCCAGUAAGGAGGAGGAGGAAGGGCCGACCACCCAAACCCACAUCGGUGGAGGAGCUGCUGGAGCGCAUAAACCUCAAGGAGCACAUGCCCACUUUCCUGUUCAAUGGCUAUGAGGACCUGGACACGUUCAAGCUGCUGGAGGAGGAGGACCUGGAUGAGCUGAACAUCAGAGAUCCUCAGCAUAGAGCCGUGCUGCUCACUGCUGUUGAGCUGCUGCAGGAGUAUGACAGCAGCAGCGAUCCAGAGCGCGGUGGCCUGUCAGGAUCUCAGGAGAAGCUUCUGUCUGAGGGGCGGGGCUUAGUGGGCGACUCCCCACGAGACUCUGGCUGCUAUGAGAGCAACGAGAAUCUGGAGAAUGGGAAGAGCAGAAAGACCUCCCGCUCCAACCGUUCUUCUGCAGGCCUCCAGUCUCCAGACUACCCCACCCUCCCCAUGACUCUUUCAACAGAAGCUCUGCAGCACAACAGCAAGAACCAGCGCACAAAGUUCCCCAAAAGCUUCUUCAUCAAACCCUCCUUGAAAGGUUUCAACCUGCUUGGGCUGCGUAGAGCCCAAAGACGGUCUCCCAUACCAGCCAGCCGCAGCUGUGAGGACCUGGAUGGUCCUCCGCAGCCUGUUGGGCCCUUAAAACGCUCCCACUCUCUUGGAGAUCUUCACUGGGAGCAGAACUUUGAGCACAAGGAUCUAGGAGUCGAGCUUAAACUCGCAAAGGAGGGACCCAAAUCUGGCAACAGCAGCCCAAACAGCGUAUUUAGAGAGGAGGGUGUCCGAAAUCAGAACGGGACUCCAACGCUGAGCCCACAAAGAAGGGUGGAAAGACCGCCAAUUCCCUCUCAGCUGCCUCUGCGCUCACCUUCUGCUGUGACUCAGUCACAAAAUCCAUCAGAGCUCCUCUCUAGUCAAACUCCAAGCCCACCUGAGUCAAGUGGAGAGAGGGUCAUUCGGACUCACCCCAAAAAGCCACCAGUCCCUCCUCCUGUUCCUGCCAAGAAGUCAAAGGAAAGACUCGCAAACGGCUUACGUCACCCGCCUCUCUCCCUGCCCUCUUCGCCAUCACCCACCCCCUCUCCCACCCACUCCCUUACCCACUCUCACCCAAGCAGCCCCAUCAUUCGCAGUAGCAGCAGCAGCCCAAGCCCGGGCGCCCCUGCUCUCCCCGCAAAGACCUUCAGUAACCCUGCUAGCCCCUGUGCCACCACCUCAACCGCUUCAUCCAUGGGCGAGGAGCCAAGCAGUCCUCCAGCUGUGCAGCCUCCAUGGAUGUCAGAUUUCGGGGGAAAGGUUGCUGUUUCAAGAAAAGUUUCCCACAACAAGAUGAGCCCUGACCUGCUCACCCUACUGGAACAAAGGCUAGAGGCUGAGGGCAUCGAUCUGACAGAGGAGCCGUACUCUGACAAGCAUGGCCGGUGUGGAAUCCCCCAGCCGCUGGUGCAGCGUUACUCUGAAGACCUGGAGCAGCCUGCCAAGGAUGUGGCCUCAAACAUGGACCAGCUCCGAGUCAGAGAGCUUCGCAAACAGCACCGCAUGGCUAUCCCUUCUGGAGGGCUCACAGAGAUGUGCCGGAAACCUCUUCCUUCAGGUAACAUCAGCACGGUGGCAGAUUGGCUCACUUCUAUCGGCCUACCCAUGUACACAUCAUCUCUGAUGACGGCAGGAAUCGACACGUUGAGUCACGUGGCCUUGUUAACCGAUAGCACCGUUUGGGAGGCUGGGGUGCGGGAUGAAAGACACGCCCGCCGGCUCGUCAGUGAGGCACGAUUGCUCAGCACACACUGAGGGAUGCAGUCCUAGUGGUGUGGUUGGAGUCACAUUUAAAAAAAAAACAGGUAUCAAAUCACUGGUCUGUACCAUCUUUAUCAAACACGGUCAGUAGGUGGACUCAAUUAUCACAAGACUGGCCACAGCACUACAGUACUUCCUGUCUCACACCUUUUCAAAAUAAGACUCAAAGUGAGCAAACCUCGCUCUCUGAUUUUCACUCUUUCACUUUUCUCAACUGUUUACGGCAUUGAAGAGGUUUUUUUCUCCUAGCAGCCAAGACGAGAUGUUUGAUUAUUGCCUUUUCAAAAUAAAAGACUCACUCUGUGGGAUGGCUUCCACUCUGAGGACACCCCCAAAAGUCUUAAAUAAAGACUUGGAUCCGCCUUGAAGGAAGAUUGCACACUCUUUUGUAGGAUGGGUAUUUUUUAAGACACAGAAAAAGAUGGUUUUCUUCCUGCAUUUUCACGAGUGCUUAAUUUUCUAUUUCUUUUUGUGGCCGGGGUAACGUUUAAUGAGGGUCUCUUAAGGAAGUAGCUCUGCCAAAGUGAUUUACUUCUCACUCAAUGCGUGGUUCCGACUCAAAGGAAUUCAACAAAUAUUAUAUCUGGACUUUUAAUCAACUAAAUGCUACAUAAACUUUUAAUAACUGGUCAUUUUGAGAUGGUUUGUUUUGUAUCAUUUUCUGUAUUAUAGCAUAUCUUAAUUUGAAACUGAUUUAUAUGCUUAAAUUUUGUUUGCCUUUUGAGUGUUGCAGCCUUAUUUUGAGACAAGCUCUCAGUCAUUGCUAAGCUGAAACAGCUGACAUCCCACCUUCAUAUUUCCUGUAUAUUUAAUGUCCUCUUUUGCUGUCCAUAUCUUGGAUGCACUAGUCUUACAAAAGCUUUUACUUCAAGCAAUCACAAUCAGAAUUUACAUAUACAAUACAUUCCCUUUGUAUCCAAGCACAUAUGAAGCUGCCUUACCAUUGUUGAUGAAGAGAUAUGUAUGGCUUUAGCUAUACCAUGACUGAGAUGCAGAAAGCGCAAGCCUUUUUUUAUCGGACCAGAUGAUUUUAGUGAUGUAUAUCUAUGUGGACCACAACACAUUCCUCUAAUGGACUGUGUUUUCUUUACAUGUGAAGCCACAAAACCACAUUCAUGACACAGAUUUCAUUCCAUGUUUAACAUCUCUUUAACAUCCUACCGCACAAUGUACAAGUUUCAUGUUGUGGCGACGGAGGAGGAGAAAAUGUUCCAAAGACACAGCUGACAUCUGCGCUGUCAUAUCUGGAAUUUAUUGGACCAUCUACAGUGUUGAGGAAUUUGUUUUAUAGCUGAUAAUAAGCUGUUUGGGACAUUUUAAACACUUCAUACUGUAACUUUAAUCAAUGCUGGAUGGAUACUCUGAAUAGGACUUUUGCAAAAGCUUGGAGUAAGUGGUAAAAAUGAGAAUAUCAGAAGAAAGGAUUACCUCUAAGGUCAGGAUGCACACAUUAUGACACGAAGUAGUCUUACAAAUCAGGGAAAAUAGCAUCAGAAAAGCCUGUAACAAAAACAAAACUAUGGGCCAAAAUCUUCAUAGAAAUACUAAGAUUUAAAUGAGGAACUAAUUCUUUAGGGCACAUAAAAAUGUGUUUUUUCUCUUUGAAUUUCUAACAGUUAAUUCUUUUUUCACUGUCAGAAGAGUCAAAAAAAAUAUUCCAAGAAUUUCACAUUCAAAAUUUAGAAAGUGUUAUUGCUCUUUUUUACUCAGCAGGUUUGCUUUUGUUUUUAAAAAAUAUUCCUAGGUUUUCAUAUUUAAACUUUUGAUCAAGUGUUAUUCCUGAAGUUUUCUUUUUUUUCCCAGAGGGCAUUUGAUAGAUUGCCUUUUUCUCUCCUCUUCAAUCAAAGUGGUGCUCUGAGAAAGCGAGGAUAGUGGAGGCGGGGUCAUUUUCUUUAAAAAGAAAAGAAAAAUGAAAGACCCAACUAGUGUUUUGUAAAGAGUGAAAAUAUUAACACUGUAAAUGCACUUUAGAGGGUAAAACUAGCUGUUUUAUAAAAGAAAAAAUUGGCUCCUUUUUGUUCACAGGUCCUGAAAUGGGCGUCAGGUAUAAAGGAUAUCAGUGGGUUAUGCUGGUAUUUGAUUUUAGUAUUGAGUUCCCAUUGCCAACUUUUCUAACCACGACGGGUUAAUCUGCUCCUCUUCUUCAUUUCCAGCUUGUUUUUGCAUUCUUACAAGAACUAAAUUCUUAAUUACAUAUAUGAAAUGCUAAGCAGAAGUUGCACAUUCUGUAUAUGUAAUUGAUAUUUAAAUAACUUAUUUUUGCUUUUUUUUCCUUAUCACAUGUAAUUAGCUGUACUAUAUAAAUAGCAAUUUCUUCCUGCAUAAUGCAUAUUGCUUUAGCCAGCGAGGAACUACAGUAUGUAUUGUAAAAUAUGUGUACAAAUUAUUUUAUUUGGUUUUCAUCUACCUAAUGAUUGUCCAUACAGAUUUGCUUGUGUAUUGAAACAACAAAAAAGUAAUGUCCAUAGCUAUUUGUCAUUCUGAAAUAUAAUAAAAACAGUUUC
This is a messenger RNA of Cheilinus undulatus (humphead wrasse), 7216 nucleotides long. RefSeq names its product SAM and SH3 domain containing 1a (gene sash1a). The transcript is spliced from 20 exons. Bases 642 to 4706 code for a protein of 1354 amino acids. Gene Ontology annotation, molecular function: protein binding. The record is from RefSeq and is a predicted model, not a curated record. Lineage: Eukaryota; Metazoa; Chordata; Actinopteri; Labriformes; Labridae.